CGAACCUUCGCGCCCGACUUUGCAGAGCUUUGAUGUCAGCGCCGUCUCCCCGGGCAAUCCAACAUAUUGAACCAGAUUCGGAUCAUAGGAAGGCGUCAUGGACAAAAUCAAUUCUAUCCAAUCCGAGAGCUCUCUGGCCAGAUGACCCAAGUCAUCCAGUGAAGGUCGCCCUUCGCACAUAUUCUCUCAGCUUAUCUCUCUCCCUUGGUCCUGCGCUACUUCCAGUUGCUCUUACCCUCAUUAAGCGUUCGUCCGGGGUGAAAAAUCGACGUUCGGGUUCAUUCAGACGUGUGCUGAGGCACGCAGUGGGCCUCACGGGAUUUCCGUUCGCCAUCACCGUAGCUGUUUGUGGCGGAAUUGCAUUGAAGCACUUCUGGGAAGCAGUACUAGGUGUCCACCAUGUCGAUAAGCAAGACGACCCAGAAAUUCGACGGCAGCCAGUGGUGGCUUCUACUUUCCAACCAUGUGCAACAAUCCUCUCGCUCGUAGCUCAGGCGUGCUCACGCAUGUCCAAAUCAACUCCUUCCCAGAAAGCGUUCCUGUCAAAUGUCUUAUCCUCCACAAUCGCGCUGUUCUUGCUCCAAAGGAUUCGGCCGUCAAAAGCAGGGUCGCGUCGACCGUUCGCAACCUUUGAAUUAACGCUUUUAUUCUUCUGUCGUGCAACCGACGCGAUCAUGCAGCAUUUCCUGUCCAAAGUGUCCAUGGAAUCAGCCCGGAAAGCUAACCUAUUCAACAUCUCCGCGAAUCAGUCUCGGUUAAAGCCAGCUGAACUAUCUGCAGAUUUAUCAUUGCCUGCUGAAGGCGAUGGCAAAGCCAAGAAAUGGCAUCAAAGUACAGCUGCAUGGCUGGACGCCAUUGUAUUUUGGGCCUGCAGUGCUAGAAUCAUGUGGUGUUUCUUCUACCAGCCGUAUAGGCUUCCCCCUUCUUAUGUCAAAUGGAUAUCAUCCCUAGCCAACGUAGACAAACGGCUGUUGGAUGCUUUGCGUGUUAUGCGUUCUAAAGAAUGGAUCUAUGGGCACAGUUCCAUCCAUUCUCACCUCCUGACAUCUUAUGCCAAAGACCGCGGGUACCCUUCAUCUUGGGGCGAUCCGCAGGUUUUGCCUGCAUUUGGAGGCGCAGAUGCAGACGUGGUCUGGAAGGCACUUGGCGUGCCUGGCCGGGGUGGUGUGGGUGGAUUACCAUGUGAAAUUUUGCAUUCCGGUGUUGCAACGCGGUGGGGUCUCGACAACAGCUGCCUGACAAAUGCUGGCGUGAGAUUUUCCCUUGCGUUCAUUGAGGCUAUGGCUCUAUAUCUGCCUGUCCACAUCCUUCCUCUCCUUCUUACUCGCCCUCGUUCCAUCCUCCAACGUCAUCACGUCAUUCCCUCCCUUUUAGCUGCGAUCCGCAGUGCGACAUUCCUCUCCACGUUUCUGUCAUCGUACUUCUUGGCUGCCUGUCUCACACGUACCUUGGUACUGGCAAAACUGUUCCCGUGGGUCCCUCACGACGUGUGGGAUGGACCGUAUGGCAGUGUUCUCGUGGGAUCACUCACGUGUGGUUGGAGUAUACUAAUUGAGAACACGCGGAGAAGGGGGGAGAUGGCCUUGUAUGUGUUGCCCAGAGCUCUUAAAGCAUCUUUACCGGCCAAGUGGACUGCAAGCAAUCACGCCGGUGCCAGGCUGGCUGAGCGAAUCAUGUUUGUUCUGUCGCUGGCUUCCCUGCUCACUUUUGCAGUCCAUGAACCAGAAUCUCUGCGAGGUCUGUCGCGAUGGACCCUUGCUUUUGUCAUGAAGGGUCCAAAUGCUGGGUUCUGGAAGAAACGCAAAAAAGAGAUUGAAACUUGUCCCUCGACGCCUAUCUCUCCUUCCUCCAACUCAAUCUCCACGCAAGACAUUAACUGCUUGUGAGAUGUUCCAUAAUACUAACUUAGCCCGCGAUAGUCCGGCUUUGAGAGUGGAGGAUCUUAGCCGAGUUUGCGCACGUCGCGAUCGGUGCUGCGAUCUAGAUCAUGUUCUUGCUUUUGCGUACUUUACGAUCUUCGUUAAAAUAUCCCACUGAAUAUACCAUGCGAACAAUUCUAUAUCCUCAC
This is a messenger RNA of Suillus clintonianus, 2068 nucleotides long. RefSeq lists its product as uncharacterized. Bases 33 to 1886 code for a protein of 617 amino acids. Lineage: Eukaryota; Fungi; Basidiomycota; Agaricomycetes; Boletales; Suillaceae. The record is from RefSeq and is a predicted model, not a curated record. The transcript has 6 exons.